AGAUCUUUCCUUCUUUCUUAUAUCCGAUUUCUUCGGGAGGAGGCGAAGAGACGGUCACAGUUUUAUCCAAUGGCGCGCCGUCUUUUCGCCUGUUUCGGCCUCAAGAAAUCUUCAACUAAACCUAUCUCCGGAGGUAACAAUUCCGCCGCCGUCUCCGCAGAUAUUCCCGCCGGAGACGGACCUGUUCUCGUCCAGCUAUUCUCGUCUCAGGGAUGUAAAACAUCGCCGGCGGCGGAGAUGUUGAUGUCCCGGCUAGGUCGAGGUGAUUUCGAUGCUCAGAUCCGUGGAGAAGAUGGUGGAUCUGGAUCUCCGGCGAUGGUUUUGGUGUUUCAUGUGGAUUAUUGGGAUUACAAAGGGUGGAAAGAUCCGUAUGGAUCGAGCCAGUGGACGGUGAGGCAGAAGGCGUAUGUAGAGGCGUUGAAUCUGGAUACGAUGUUUACUCCGCAGCUUGUAGUUCAAGGCCGUUCUCAAUUGAUCGGAAACGAGGAAGAGACGCUGUUAAAAUCUAUCUCCGAAGCGCCUAGGUUUCCUUCUCCAGCGUUCAGGGCGACUUUCCAGAGACCAACCUCAGAGACACUGCAAGUAUCACUCACCGGAGCUUUGAGAAUGAAAGUAGAUGGAAACGGAAUGGACAUAAUGGUGGCGAUAUACGAAACCGGGCUUGUGAACGACUGCGAGAGAGGAGAGAACGAAGGAAGAAUGUUGUCGAAUGACUACGUUGUGAGAAAGAUGGAAAAGAUGUGCACUGUGAAAGAUGUAACACCGAAGAAACCAGUCUCGGGAACUGCUCAUUUUACGCUCUGGGAUGGAUUCAACAGCAGCAAAUGUGGAGUCGCCGUCUUUCUUCAGAAUUCGUCUCUUCAGAUUUUUGGUACACAAAGUUUCAAGUUACCUGAUGAGAUUUGAAUUAAUUCCCUAAUAUCUGAAAAAUAAAGAAAAGAAAAACGAUCUUUGUAUCGUCCAUAUUUUGCUUGUGAUAAUCAUCCGGUUUCCACUCUGCUUUGUACAGUUAUAUGUGUGACUACUUAUAGGGUUUAAGGUUUCUUCUAAUUUGUUUUUAUUUCAACUUAUAUUAUGAUCUAACCCUUCUCUUCUCAUGCUAAUUCAUUUGAUUUCUUUUUUAGUUAAAUCAUUAUGUCAUUGUUCCAUUCCACGAAUGUUGGUCCUGAUAAAUGUUGGGAUGGACG
Molecule: messenger RNA, 1187 nt
Organism: Arabidopsis arenosa
Lineage: Eukaryota; Viridiplantae; Streptophyta; Magnoliopsida; Brassicales; Brassicaceae
Source: the annotation of a GenBank genome assembly